UUUGAGGCACUUCUGGAUCUUCUGUGAAUCUAUAAAACUACUAAUUUAUGUGAAAAGACAAAUAAAAGUAUAACCGGUAAUGUUCUUACUUUGGGCUGUGUUUUGAUUCAUCCCCCCAUUUCUGAGGUUGCUGCAUUUGUGAGAAUAGAGUCCCCUCUGUGGAACGUUAUGAAACCAGGGAGAUUUAAUAUGUAAUGGAUUUCUAAUCCUUCCAAAUUGGGAUUAGCAGGUGUUGCAAAGGAUCCUGUAAGAGGACUGUGAAUUUAGGCUGGUGCAAACACUGAGGAACCCUCAGAGCAGAUCGACUACCACGACAGAAAGGUCUGCACACUGAAAAACCUGCGAGUCCUGCACUGGAGAGCAGUGCAGCUGCACCGUUUCAGUAAAAUCCGGUGAAAUCGUCAUCGCUGCGGUGAAACGGGAACUUGUUCACGGGUACAGUUGGAGGAACAUCAUAACUUCCCUCAUAUCGAGUUCACUCUACCUGAGAGAUGUCGAGCACCACUGUUGACAGUGUAGGAAUAGAGUCCAUUAAAUUGUCAAAGGAUCAUAAAAAGCCGACAGCAGCUGCACUGAAAGGUGCCAUCCAGCUGGCCAUCGGCUUCGCUGUGGGAAAUCUCAGCUCCAAACCAGACCGAGAUGUCCUCAUGCAGGACUUCUCUGUGGUGGAGAGCGUUUUCCUGCCCAGUGAGGGCAGCAACCUGACUCCUGCACAUCACUUCCCAGAUUUCCGUCUGAAAACGUAUGCGCCGCUCGCCUUUCGUUACUUCAGAGAGCUGUUUGGCAUCAAACCGGAUGACUAUUUGUAUUCCAUCUGUAAUGAGCCUCUGAUCGAGCUGUCAAACCCGGGGGCCAGCAGUUCCUGGUUCUACCUGACCAGCGACGAUGAGUUCAUCAUUAAGACGGUGCAGCCUAAAGAGGCCGAGUUCCUGCAGAAACUGCUGCCUGGUUACUACAUGAACCUGAAUCAGAACCCAAGAACGUUGCUGCCCAAGUUUUACGGCCUUUACUGCAUCCAAUGUGGAGGCGUGACCAUCCGCAUGGUGGUGAUGAACAAUGUGCUUCCGCGCGCCAUCAAGAUGCACUACAAGUACGACCUGAAGGGCUCCUCGUACAAAAGGCGUGCCUCACGCAAGGAGCGAGCCAAGUCCUCACCCACAUUCAAAGACCUGGACUUCCACGAGAUGCAUGAGGGCCUGUACUUCAAUGCAGAGACCUACAAUGCCCUGAUGAAGACCCUGCAGCGGGACUGUCGGGUUCUGGAGAGCUUUAAGAUCAUGGACUACAGUCUGCUGCUGGGAAUCCAUGUUCUGGACCGGAGGCCUCUUUGCAGGGGAAACCGCUGCGACAGCAGGAAAGGACAGAAAGUCCUCUACUCCACCGCCCGCGAGUCCAUCCAGGGGAACGUGAAGGAUCCCGAACCCGUGACUGAUGAUGAUACUUUGGGAGGAAUCCCGGCUAAACAUAAGGAUGAAAAUCUCCUCAUCUUUUUGGGAAUCAUUGACAUCCUUCAGUCGUACAGGUUCAUUAAGAAGGUGGAACACUCCUGGAAAGCUCUUGUACAUGAUGGGGACACUGUGUCAGUUCACAGGCCCAGUUUUUACGCAGACAGAUUUCUGAAAUUUAUGAGUUCAGCUGUAUUCAAGAAGAUCCACCCUCUGAGAGGAGCGUCAUCGAAGAGGAAGAGGAAUUCUGUACACGCGCUGAGAUCCGCCUCACAGGAGUUCCUCUCCCCAUUGAAAGAGGAGGCGGAGGAGAAGAAGGCUCAAAGCAUGGACAACUUGGAUAGCAAUGUAGUUUUCACUUCUGGCAAGCAGCCUGACCUGGUUCCAAAACCUGGUGCGUCUUUCGAGUCAAAAAUGGGUGAUGAAGAGGACGCUGCUAAUAGUGAAGAUCGACGAGAUUCUAACUCCACCAUCGCGUUGGAUGACAUUCUGCCGCCACUCAGCAGAAGCCAAUCAGACUCUGAACUGGACGUCUAUUUGACCAAACAGUGACGCUGCCUCUCCAGUUGGCCCCAUCUCUGCAGGCGAAUGACCUUUGACCUGUUGCUUCUACAACAUUGAAACAUUACCACUUACAAUUGUCGCAUUUUCCAUUGUGUUAUUACUCCAUGCCCUUUUUUUUUCUUCUUUUCUUUAGUUUUGGUUCAAACAAAAUGAGCCAUAUCAGUUAUUUGUGUUGUAUUUUGGUGACAAUUGUGAAUGCGUGUUUAAAAAUCUGUGUUUUAGUGAAGAAACACUACAAAGCUCCUCGUGCGUCUGCUGACUUUGCUGCUAAUUUAACACCAAUGAUCUCAACAAAAAAAAUGUUUGUGCCUUUUUAAAUUUCAGUUGCUUUUUUUAUUUCUCAGUGGCUGGAUCUCUGAGAAGGUUAAAAUCUCCUUUUACUCUAAGAAAAAUAUUUUGUUGUUUCACAUCAUGUGUUUGUAUAGCGACGUUUUCUGAGAAUGUGUUCUACAGUAACUGAUUUUAAUGUGCAGCGCGAUCUGGUGAUUCUUUCACAAAGUGUUUCUUAUACUACAUGUGAUCCUCUACUCGGUGCUGUUAAAGUGCCAUUAUUCAAACAAAGCAGUAUAUUAAUUUAUUUAAUGCCAUUUUUAUUCAUACAUUCUGAAUCAGUAAAUGUAAAUUAACCUAAAUAAAGGUUGUACUCAUAUUUCCAAA
Messenger RNA from Thalassophryne amazonica, 2666 nucleotides. RefSeq names its product phosphatidylinositol-4-phosphate 5-kinase, type I, beta a (gene pip5k1ba). The transcript is spliced from 14 exons. NCBI's taxonomy places the organism in Eukaryota, Metazoa, Chordata, Actinopteri, Batrachoidiformes, Batrachoididae. Gene Ontology annotation, molecular function: phosphatidylinositol kinase activity. The coding region runs from base 492 to 1997 and encodes 501 amino acids. Gene Ontology annotation, biological process: phosphatidylinositol metabolic process. The record is from RefSeq and is a predicted model, not a curated record.